AUGUGGCCGCUGCCAGCCGUAGCCGCGGCCUGCGUGUGCGCGCUCGCGGCCGCGGCGCUGUGGUUGCUCCGCCGGCCGCUGCGGCGCUGGCGGCGCCUCGUCGCCUUCUCCGCGCAGCUGGCGGGCCCGGCGCUGCCGCGGCUCUCCCUGGGCGAGGACCCGCUGGCGGCGUUCGCGGACGCCUGCCGCCGCUACGGCACGCCCUGCAGGGUGUGGGUGGGCGCGCGGCUGUACGUGCUGCUGACCGACCCGGAGCACGCGGCGGCCGUGCUGGGAGGCGGCGGCGGCGGCGGGGGCGGCGGCUUCCACGAGAGGGCCGGCCUCCGGCAGUGGGACGCCCUGCGGCCCUUCACAGGGCGCGGACUCGCCACCGCGGCAGCGGGGGACGGCUGGAGCCGCAGGCGGAGACUGGUGGAGCAGACGCUGACGCCGCAGUGGGUGCAGUCACAGAGCGGCUGGCUGCGCCGGGUGGCGGACCGGCUGGUGGCAGCCCUGCAGCAGGUGGCGCCCCCCGCAGAGCAGCAGCUGCAGGUGCUGAAGGAGCUGCGCGCCUGCACGCUGGACGCCCUGGCCGGCUCGCUGCUGGGACAGCAGGCGCGCGCCACGGGCCGCCCGCCGGCCGGCUUCCCCCACCACUUCCUGCAGGCCACGCAGCUGAUCGACCAGCAGGCCGGCCGCCAGCCGGCGCUGCUGUCGCCUCUGCGGCUGCUGUCUCUGGCGGGCGGUGGGCAGGCCGGUCCGCGGCUGGUGCGCCAGCUGCGAGGCUACAUCGACGCGGCCGUCGACACCGCGGCGCACAGCUCGACGCGCGGCCAGGAGCGGCACAUCGCGCUCAGCUGGGAGCGCGCAGCCGACAGCGGCGACGACCCGGACAGGCUGCCCGGGUCGGCGCUGGAGCAGCUGCUGUCCGCGACCGAGGACCGCCGGCUGGUGAGCGAGGAGCUGGCCUCGCUGCUGCUGGUGGGCCAGCCCGCCACGGAGGCGGCGCUCUGCUUCACCCUGCAGCUGCUGGCGCUCCACCCGCAGGUGCAGACAGCGGCGGCGCGGGACGAGCAGCUGCUGCGGCGCGCUGUGCUGGAGUCGCUGCGGCUGUUCCCGGUGCAGCCGCUGCUCGCCCGCCAGCUGUCCGAGGACGUGAAGCUGCCGCCGGCAGGUGGCCGGGGCCAGCUGCUCCUGCCCCAGGGCUGCAUCGCCGUCGUCUGCUCGCCUCUCACACACCGUGAUCCCGAGCACUGGCCCGACCCGGACGCCUUCCAGCCCGACAGGUUCCUGGAGGAGCACGAGGCGCGCAGGCACCCGUUCGCCUACCUGGCGUUCGGCGGCGGCGCGCGGCGCUGUCCCGGCAGCGAGCUGUCGCUGCAGCUGCUGUGCGCCGUGCUGUCGCGCCUGCUGUCCGCCUUCCGCAUCGCCACCGCGGGCGACAGCCGCGACCACCUGCAGGACCUGCGCCUGCGCGCCGUGCUGUCCCCGCGGCGCGGCUUCCAGCUGCGGCUGCUGCCCAGGGCCUGAUCGCAGCCGGCGGCGGCUGCGCUCCGCUGCCACCGGGCUGUCACUGCAGCACCACAAGACAGUUUCCAGCUUCGCUCGUUCUCGAGUGUGUGGUAGAAGUGGUUACGUCAGCCUCAUAAGCUGUAAAAGACAAAAGCCACACGCUGUACGCAGUUAUUCGUACUUUGAACGUCAACGUACAAGAUCUCGAAACAGAAAGCUCCAAAUUUCCUCGUGCACCACUUUCGAGGGGUAUUCAAUAAGUAAUGGAACACAAUUUUUUCUGAUGGCAGGCUGGUUUUAUCCAGGAUUAUUUCCCACUCUUUUGGCUUCAAGACCCCUUUUUUUUCAGCGUUAUCUCCGUUCAAUACGACAGCCUUAUGCCACCUUACUGGGAGAGCCGGUGUGCUGAUGUGAUGUUACUCUACUGGUCGACGUCAGAGCCAAUGUCCUGCUGCGUCAGUAAGUUCCGCAUUAUCCAAGGAAUGCUUCCUUCAGUAUGGUCAAACAGAUGGAAGUUGGUAGAUACAAGAUCUGGGCUACAUGUUGAUCAGGAAGAGCAGUGCACUGAAGGUCUGUGCAUUCCUAUUGGAUGCCCAGACUUGUAUGAGGCCUUCCAUUGUCACGAAGAAGAAGUUUGUUUGGAUUUUUGUGGUGGCCAACAUGCUGAAGUCGUUUCUUUAAUUUCCAGGGUGAAGCACAAAUUUUAAGUCCACCAAAUGGUGGACAAACGUGUCAGCUCUACCAACAAUGCGUCCAGUUGAGCCUUAGGUGUUUGAUCACGAUCUG
Schistocerca americana (American grasshopper) is the source of this 2277-nucleotide messenger RNA. Its product is annotated as cytochrome P450 4C1-like. Gene Ontology annotation, molecular function: iron ion binding; monooxygenase activity; heme binding. The transcript has 7 exons. The coding region runs from base 1 to 1509 and encodes 502 amino acids. The record is from RefSeq and is a predicted model, not a curated record. NCBI's taxonomy places the organism in Eukaryota, Metazoa, Arthropoda, Insecta, Orthoptera, Acrididae.